UUCCCUAAAACUGCAGCUAUGGCACUAAAAUCUAAACAAUUUUCGGUGGGAGUGGCUGAAACUCAACAAUCUCAGUUAACUCAGUAAUCAUGAGGGGUGUCCACAUACUUUUGGGCGUGUAGCGUAGGAGCUGAUGGGGCGUCCGGGUCACCGCGGAUAUCUGAUACAGAUCCAGAUCUUCUUCUUCUUCUUCUGUGUGUGUGUGAACGUGAAGCUUUAGAGCAGCAGGUCUGAACACGCCGAGUUUCUCUCCUCUUCAGGACCUGGGUGAUAUUACAGCUGGACAGUGGUGCAGCACGACCUCAGAGGAACGUCCUGAAGAUUCACCCGCACCAGCUAGAAUUCAGCGCUCCGACUUUGCUAGCUCCGUGUGAUCGUUUUUUUACGUAUCGUUUCCUGCUUCGGUGGACAUGAGGAGGUCCGGGUGGGGUCACCACAGCACCAGGACGUGUCCAGAUCUUACAGUCCAAACCCAGAACCGCCGAUGAGCCGCUGAUCAUGUAGAAGACGUGAAAGCUAAACGAUUACAGGAUUUAUUUAUCACAUGAAUCCCAAAAACACGAUGACCAAUCCCGUCCCCAUCCCUGUGCUCAACGUCCUCCCGCCCUCCUCGGAAAACGAGUCCUGCUAUUCCUCGGCCAGUCCUCUCCCUCACCGCCGCAGGAUUCGCAGAACCCGCAGCCGCCUGGAAACGGCGGAGGAAAAUCACGCGUCCGAAAGCGACCAGGGUCCAGGAUCCAGGACCGAGAGGAGCCAAACACGGAGCCGCUCUUCGAGCGCCCUCGACAAGGAGGGGCUUACGGUGCUGGGGGCGAGGCUAGACGUGCAGAUUGACUCCGCCCUCCUUCUCCCGCCGAGUCGCUCCCCGUCUCUGAGGAGGCGCUCGUCCCGGUGGUCCCUGCGGGGUCUGUUCACCAGGGACUCGGACUGGGACAGCAGCAGUACGGCCAGUAACUCUCCCCGGAGCACCCCGGGCAGUUCCCCCUCUCUGCGUAGACGGGUGCUGGGCGAGGGCUCUAAUGACCGCGCCGGAGGGAGCGGAGCUGAAAGCUCCUCACUGCCCACAGUCUCCUCCUCAUCAUCCCUGCUCCCCACACCCUCCUCGUCCACCUCCAGCUACCCAAUCAGCUCGCGGCACUUCUCUCGCAACGCCAAGAAGAUGCAGAGCUGGUACAACGCUCUCAGUCCGACGUAUAAACAGAGGAAUGAAGAAUUCCGCAGGAUCUUUAAGAAACUUCCGGACUCUGAGCGUUUGAUCGUGGAUUACUCGUGUGCUCUUCAGAAGGACAUCCUGCUGCAGGGUCGCCUCUAUCUCUCUGAAAACUGGAUCUGCUUCUACAGCAACAUCUUCCGCUGGGAGACCACCAUCACCAUUCUGAUAAAGGAGGUGACGAGUCUGACCAAAGAGAAGACGGCUAAGCUCAUUCCUAACGCCAUCCAGAUCAACACAGAGCAGGACAAGCAUUUCUUCACGUCGUUCGGAGCGAGGGAUCGUAGCUACACCAUGAUCUUCAAGCUCUGGCAGAACGCUCUGGUGGAGAAGACUCUGUCUCCUAAGGAGCUGUGGCACAUCGUACAUCAGUGUUACGGGACCGAGCUGGGACUGACCAGCGAGGACGACGAUUACGUUUCUCCCGACGCCGAGCACGUCAACGGCCUGCUUCCCGGUGAAGACUCCUGCUCUGAUGUGAUGGAUCCAGCCGUGGCGUCUGUACCCCCCGGUUCUUCUCCUCCGUCCUCCUCCUCUUCCUCCGUACAGCCCGCAGAGCUUCAGCCCUCCAGACCUGCCGCGGAGUCCGAGCCCAUCCCGACCCCGACCCCGACCGUGCACUCCCCCAGCACCUUACCCUCCACUCCUCCCGGCUCUGCCAGCGCUGCUCCGAACCCGGAGGAAGCUGCGCAGGACGACCAGUCAGAGUCAGCCAAUCACGUGGCACCUGUGGGUAACCUGUCCUCACUGGAGAUGACCAACGACGAGGAGCUUCCCACUGACCCGAGCAACUCGUCCGACACGCAGGAAGAGAGUGAGGUUCUCUCGUUCUGUGGGGAUCUGAGAGGGAGGCUCCACAUUAAUGCAGUGAUGAGGAUGAGUGUGGAUAAACUCUACGAGCUGCUGUUCUCCGACACUCACUUCCUCCAGCACCUCUUCACCCAGCGCAACUUCACCGAUCUGUCGGUGCAGGACUGGCAGAAAGACAGCAGUAGUGGAACCAGCUCCCGGGUUCUGAGUUACACCAUCGCCAUUAACAACCCCCUCGGCCCUAAAACCGCCCCUGUGGUGGAAACGCAGACUCUGCAUAAGAACAGUUCUCGAGGUGUGUGUUACGUGGUGGACUCGGAGGUGAUCACCUCAGGAAUCCCGUACCAGGAUUAUUUCUACACCAUCCACAGAUACUGCAUCACCUCCAUCAGCAAACAGAAGAGCCGCCUCAGGGUUUCGUCUGAUAUCUGUUACAGGAAGCAGCCAUGGAGUCUGGUGAAAACUCUGAUAGAAAAAAACACCUGGAGUGGUAUAGAGGAAUACUACAGACACCUUGAGGUGGAGGUGUGUAAGCUGGAGACUCUGCUUCAGUCCGAGGUUUCGGUGGUGUGUGUAGGAGGGGCGGAGGCGGGUAAAGCCCCUCCCACUCUGCGCAGGCGCAAACACACCGGCUUGAAACGCUCCGAGGGGGCGGGGCCAGGAGGUGGAGUUAUUGGUCAAGGGGGCGUGGUCAUGAGAGAGCGCAGAGACACAGGUGCGCAGUACCUGAAGGUGGGUGAGAGGUGGCGUGGAGCACCAAACAACAGCAACAGCAUCACCCUGCUGCUCAUCAUCAGCUUCAUUUUGAUGGUGUUGGUGGGUCUGAACAUGAUGCUCUUCUAUAAGCUGUGGGCUCUGGAGCGAGCGGCUCAUACACUGGAGACCUGGCACUCGUACUCACUCCCCGAAAGUCCUCUGCCCCAGUCCUCGUCUGAGUGGGUGAAAGUUCUGCAGUCGCAGCGCCAGUUUCAUCAGGCGCAACUCAACAAGUGGCACCAGAUCCUGCACUCGUCUGUUACACUGCUGGAUCAGAUGAAAAAGUCACUGGAGAAUCUACACAAGGGAAUUAUCAGUACUGAGGAACCUCAGGAACCUGCAGAGGAACCUUCAUCAUCAUCAUCAUGUACAGCUGAUCCACCCACAGAGCACUGACACACACACACACACACACACACACACGUCCAGACAAGCUCUGGGUCAAAGGUCACAGCGCACAGCGUGGUACCCACGGUGCUCACAUCCUCAAUCUUAUCACCUCAUCAUGGUUUAUUUAUUGGGUAAAAUUACCCAGAAUCCUCAGCUCUUUUUUUAAUGUGAACUGUAAAUUAAAACGCUGCCUUCCGGGCCUCGUCCUAAACCAUUUCAAUACUGAAGCAAUAAAUCUGGAGUGGAUUGGGACGGAGCCGUUACGUCCGCUCCUCAUAGCGCGAGUUUAAAUCUGGACGGGGCCACACAUUCGAGUCUCUGUUACACACACACACACACACACACACACACACACACACACACACACCAGUGUGUGUUCAGAUUUCAGUGGAAGAGGCGGGUCCUCGUUUUUUUUCCUGUUUUCAUGUUUAGUUCCUGAAUGGAACCUCAGCGCUCCACUGACUGACGAGGAGCGAACCUGUGGAUCUUUAUGUUGAAUGAAUCAUGGGUAAAAUUACCCAGAGUUCUCAGCUGCGGCGUCCGACCGUUACAGUAUUUAAUUCUCUGACUUGAAUGAAGCCCGGUGGCUCAUCGACUCAUUUCAGAUGUUUGUUCCUCAACCACGGAGGACCAGAACCGGUCAGGAUCGGAUCUCAUCUGAUCUGCGGGAGCUCGUGGAUCCGACCGACACUUUUCAGCAAUAAGAAGAGGUGGAAUA
Molecule: messenger RNA, 3884 nt
Organism: Trichomycterus rosablanca
Lineage: Eukaryota; Metazoa; Chordata; Actinopteri; Siluriformes; Trichomycteridae
Gene: gramd1a
Product: GRAM domain containing 1A
Exons: 19
Coding region: 545-3172 (875 amino acids)
Biological process (GO): intracellular sterol transport
Cellular component (GO): endoplasmic reticulum-plasma membrane contact site; endoplasmic reticulum membrane; plasma membrane
Molecular function (GO): cholesterol binding; cholesterol transfer activity
Source: RefSeq, a predicted model, not a curated record